GAUACAUUGGGGAAGGAAAAAAAACACAACUGAACACAACCUGCACGAGAGGAAUAAACCGUGCUACGGCAGUUUGUUUCGAUCUAACGCAAGUAUGUACGAAAGCUGUGGGGUGCGGGUUUGUACAACGGUCAGUGUUCGUAACGGUCGCGUCGAACAUUCUGUCCUGUAUAAAUGUACCCAGGGUAAGCUAACGUUAUAGCAUUGCAGCUAGCAGUACAUUGUCAGUGCUUUAAUAGCGACAACAGCUGAUUUAUUUCACUUUGUAAUUAAAGACUUGUAUCAGGACCUUGAAGCUUAUAUGCAUUUAAUGUUGUGGCCGGCUUCCUCUUCAGGAGGACAGUGUAGGGCUAUUUUAGAGAAGCCAUCUGACCUUUCAGUAGACGAGCUAGCAGGCUCUGUAGCAUGUGACGACGUGUUGUGUGACCAGCAAGCAAUGGUGCACGGAGGGGGGAGCGUCAUCACAUCAGGUGAAGCAGAUGCGCAUGAACCACAUCCAUGAAAGAGAAUCCUGUGUGUUCAUCUGUCAAACAAAACAUGUCUUCUACUCCCCACUGACCAUUAAAAUGUCAAUAGGUGUGACACCUGUCAAUACUUGUGUUCCGAAAGCUGAAUAAAACCUCCACAAAAGAUGGAGGACUCGCCUCACUUGUACAUCUCUGAAUUUGGAGACAUUGAGAACAUUGAGGAGGAGAAGGAGGAGGACUACAUUUAUCAAGAGGAAACUAACAUGGAAUCAGACAUGUUUAAGUCACUGUAUCCAGAUCUCCAUAAACAUCCAAACCAGGAUACUGAGAGAGACUGGAACUGUUUUCCCUGCCAGCACUGUGAGAGACAUUUUACCAGCCAACAAGGCUUAGAACGACACAUGCACAUCCACGCUUUGGCGAACAAUGAAACACACGCAUACAAAACCAAUAAGAGCAACACAUCUUUUGGUUCAAAUCUGGGUCAGCUGCAGCAUGAGAAUAUGAUGCCUCUGGAUUCAGUGGGAUCAGUCAGGCAGCUUCAUACUUCAUCCCCCACUAGCUCUAAUACUUGCAUUUUGUCGGCUGGUGACCACACUGCUCAGCCAGACGAACUGGGAGUAUUAGAGGGACAUCAUGCUGCAUCAUGCUGUGAAAAAAUAUUCACUACACAUACCAACAAGCAACGACAUGAGCACAGGAACCACGAGCAGCACCCGCAAGUCACUGAUUUGGAAAAACCCCAGCUUCCCCAAGAGGAAAAUCUCAAGGGGAUGCUCGUUGAAAAAUCUCCACAAGAAACAGAGCUUGGUGACAAUAAAACACCUCCAGCUGUUGUGGAGAAUAUAGUGAAACAUGCAGAGCAAUACAUGCUAGAUGUCUCCAGCAAUAUUUCAGAGAAUCUGAGUUUUUAUAUUGAUGGAAAGAUAGUGUCAACAAGUACAGUCAGUAGCUGUGAAGCAGCUGAGAUUAAUUCUGGGUCUGGAUCUGUUGGACUGGAUGCCCUGAUUUUAGACCCCACUCAAAUCAGCCAGGUUUUAAAUACUGAUUCAGUAACCGGCAAAGAGAUACUUGGUCAAACACUGGCCAAGAGAAGAACUGCAACACCACCUCUUUUACCACAAAUUAAAACUGAACUGGAGUCUGAGGUGGUUGUGUCAUCUUCCUCUUCUUCACUCGUAUCUUCUUUGAUAGAGAAUCUACAUCCUCAGAAUACAGAGUGUACAGUUGUGCAGAAGGAGAGAACUGUGUUUCUGUCUCCAAAGCUGAAGCAGCUCCUGGAAAAGCAGGAUGGUCUUAAACCUACACUUGCCCUCAUUGCAGAUGGCCAGAAGCCUUGUUCACCUGUCUCUCUCACUCCCCUGCCUGCUGGAUCAGGAAGGUUUAAAAGAAGGACCGGAUCUCCACCAAGCUCUCCCCAGCAAAACCCAACAUCUAAAGAAGAAACACCAGACACUGGAUGUUGUGAUGCUGCAAGUACAGGGCAGAUGGACACCCAACGUAGUUCACCUUUGCACCAAAUAGCCAAUGUGAAAGAUGAUACAACUCCACCUGGGGAGCCAGCACCGACACCUAUCUUGACAGAGAGCUGGCCUCCUGCGACCGGCGGUAACUCCUGUAACCAGCAGCCACUGGAUCUCUCUAAUACAGUCAACAGCAGUGUGGAUGUAGCUGUAGCUGAUGCUGUGCUAGAUUUGAGCUUGCAAAAAAAGACCCUUGGUGAUUCUGAACCAACAUUACAUUUAGUUUCACAGGCAAUUUUGAAAGAAGGAAAAUCAUGCAUGGCGGAGACAGCCUUGAUGAAUAUUGAAGAGCAAAAUGUAAGCCUAAGGAAUAUUGAGACCCCUUUAGUCACAGACUUCACCAUAUUUACAGGUUCAGAUAUGAUGACCCAAUUGGAGCCGAUGGCAGAAGGACUUGUUUAUGGACUUGCACUUCCCUCUGAUCCUCUGACUCAAUCACCUGCCUCCCAAGCCCCUGUUGCUUUGCAGCCAGCUACACCUUGCACUAUAGCAUUUGCUUCCCCAGUGUCAAGCACAACACUCCCAACUGCUCCUUCAUUAAUCACAGUUUUGGCACCACCACAUAUUUCUAAUCCUUCAAGCCAACCAAUCCAGGUAUUGGCCCCAAAUAUAUCUUCGGAGCCCCUGGUAAUUUGCACCGAAAAUGCUUUACAUUUUUCAGAGUGUGAUUUAACUUCUGCAUUUGCCACCACGAGUUCUGCCAACCCUGUUACUUUCUCCCAGUCCUUUGAUCCAAAUCUAAAUCUACCUAGCCAUGUGUUUCUCUCGGAUCCACUAGCGCUUCAUCCGCCUAUAGUUGAGUCCACUGCUAUGUCAGAAGUGCCAUUCACACCCACUGUAACUUUAACUGAUUCACUCAUCAACUCUUACAACAUUGCCAGCAACACAGUGUUGAUAGAGUGCACAAUAGCUCUUGAAGCCCCAGGGAGUUUAGUCCCUGCUGCAGUUACCUUACAAGAAAACACUGCUGAGCCUCCAGCACCUACACAGAUGGUUGUUAAUCACAUAGAACAGCAACAGAUUGUAUCAGUGCCCAAUCCUCAAACUGUGGACCCCACUAUUCUUAUGUCCUCCAUCUCAGAGUCAGUAACUCUAUCCACCACCGCCUCAGUAAUAUCUGAUUGUCCUACUGUGGCUGAAUCAAGUCCUGACCCAGAGACUGCUGUUAAUACAGAUUCACCAACCAUAAAAGAGGAGGACCCUGCUGAUAGUAGUGUUUCCAUACCCGAAAUUUCAUCUAAGACCUCACCUUCUUCUGAGAAAGCUGUAGAGGAUGAAUCAUUCAACAACUUACCAAGUGAUGCACAACAGCAGACUUUCACCAAGAAUUUUAUCUGCAAUGUGUGUGAUAAUCUUUUCCAUUCAAUGAAAGAACUGGGCUAUCAUGUAGGUGACCAUGCUGAUGAAUGGCCCUACAAAUGUGAGUUCUGCGUGCUGCUCUUCAACAAACCCUCUGCUUUGCUUGAUCAUCGAUUAAACCUCCACGGCGUCGGCAAGACUUACGUUUGCAGCGCAUGUACAAAAGAAUUUGUCUACCUUUGUAAUCUGAAACAGCAUCAAGAAGAAUUGCAUCCUGGCCAGCAGUGUACGUACACAGAAGAUGAAAAGGGAAAACUAAGACCUCAGAACUACAAUAACUCACCGAAAGUCAACACGCAGCCCUCGGUGCCCGAUGCCGCAGAGGAACCCAAGAUAGUGGGAGGUGAAGUAGAUGUGGCAGCUGACGAACUGUUUACAACAAUAAAAAUGAUGACCUCAGACGGAGCCAAAGUCAAAGGGCCUGAUGUUCGUCUUGGCAUUAACCAACAUUAUCCCAGCUUUAAGCCCCCUCCAUUUCCUUACCAUAACAGAUCACCAGCUGGCUCAGUGGCUUCAGCCACAAACUUCACCACCCACAACAUCCCACAAACCUUUAGUACGGCUAUUCGGUGUACCAAGUGUGGAAAGAGCUUUGAUAACAUGCCAGAGUUACACAAGCAUAUCCUAGCUUGUGCAAAUGCCAGUGAUAAAAGGCGAUACACGCCCAAAAGGAAUCCUAUCCCACUACGGCACUUUGCAAAAAUUCAAAAUGGAGUUCUGUCUACCACCAAUUCUACUCACGGACUAAAUGCUUCGAAUAGGCCCAGCCAGUCAAACAGGUCCAAACCUAACCAAGAAUCGCAGGUUAAUGUGAAGUUCAAGGUGUUGAGCAAAAAAAAGAAAAAGUUGGUCCAAAGAGUCAUGCCACAGAGGAACAAGCCAGUCCCUUCAUCAAAUAAAAUGUCACAUGCACAGGUGGCUGUGCAGCAGGAGAUCUUUGUCUGCCCACACUGUAACAGGGAGUUCACAAUGCGCCGCAGCAGAACCAAACACAUGGCGGUCUGCCCCAAGAAACCGAAAGAGGUGAAGAAAAGGAAAGAAGGAGGAAUCUCUGUUACAAAGGAAAAUAACAGACACCUCCAUAGAGGGGUUGAAGAGAAACAACAAGCCUCGCCUAAGCAUAAAACAAGACUCCAGACUUCUGGCCCUGGUAAAAGGUCCGCCAUCCUACCGGUGCAAACGGUCUUUUCAAACAAAAGAAGUAAAAUAAUUAUAAAAGAAAGCACGCAGCCAAAACAAGAGACACCCACUCUGAAUGAACUUCCCAUUGUUCGCACUUUCAACCCCUCUAUGCGCCAGUACAGCAGAGUGCAGCAUAACGUCAAAGGAAUCCCCAUUAAAAUCACCAUAGUGAAACCACAACAGGCUGCACCACAGAAGGAUGAGCUACCUCCUACCCAGAGCCGAGAGGAGGCAACCGGAGCCGUCACCAACAGCAAUGAGCAGAGUCCUACAGCCUGAAGACUACUCAGCUACCCACGGGGGAUCAUCAGGACCCUGCUGUGUUGAGCUCCUCAUACACACUUUUGUCACAGUGAUACUACUGUAAAGGGAGGUAACGGCGAAUCACACUGUAAACCCCAGUGACCCAAAUUGCAUCAUACUGUACAAUAAAAACUGGAUUGAGGAUGGAUAAAACGGACGAUACUGCAGUGAAUGGGUGUAUCUAACUGAAUAUUUGAAUAAUUUUGUAGUUUGACUUUUGUAGAUUUCUCCUUCACUUCAUAAACUUGCUGUCAACGGCUUGGAUUUGCACUUUGAAAUUGGAAGGCUGCUCUCAUUUCUUACUUGGCUGGGUUAUUUAGAGAGGAUGGCAGGUGGCAAUCAUUAACAGCAUGCAUUUGCACUUUUCUUUAUCUGUAGUCUGUGGCCUUUUGGUUUAAACUCUUACUGCAUGCUUUGAGCUUGUGCCACAGUAACAUUAAUUUAUGUUGAUUCAAUUAGACCUAAAACACUUAAUCUGAUGUUUUGUCUGAUUGACAAUAACCACUGUAAUUACAUAAUGGAAGACGCAUCAAGAACACAAGACUACGGAAUCAUGGAAAAGUAACACUCUAUAGUACAGUGUAACAUUGUCCACAAGGUACCUAUCAAAACGCCUAAGGAAAUCUACACUGUUGAUGUAAGUCAGUGUUUUCAGUUUUGGAGGGAAUGUAUCAUUGAUGGAUAUAUUGAAAAUCAAAAUUGUAUAUAAUCUGGUUGGCACCAGUUGCUUUGUAUUUGUAUGACAGUUUUGAGAAUAAUUCCUUGAAUGUGCCAUCAAAUUUAUGUAAUAUGACUAAAUGUGGCACAAAGACUAUACAGAAUAAAUGUAGCUAGCUGUUUUACCUCAUAUGGGAUAUAUGUGGCACUGCAAUUGCAAACAGAAGUACUAUAAUCUGUAAAACUUAAAAAAUAAAAAAAAUAAUAAGAGUUCAACUCUAAACAACAAAACGGAGCCAGCUUCUGGAAUCCUGAAACACUGAAGUAGUUACGGAAUUCCAGUAGGCUUAAUUUUCUACCCGUUAUACAAAAUGCUUGUCAGAAAUAUGAUUUUGUGUUUAUUUUCCCCCAUUCAAAGACUUCAACAUGUCACAUUAGAACAUCUAUUUAGGUCUUUGUCGUCUGUAGCAUACUGGCUUAUAAUCUGUCAACAUUUUACUGUGUGAAGUGUGUAUAAUAAAUUCCAACUUGUAUAAAUCACAAAAUGGAAACGUAAGAUCAAUUAUGGGGCAGAUUUUUACUUGAACCCAGUAGUGACAUAUGGAAAUGAUCGUGGCGAGUUGUCGCUAAUCUCAAAGAGUGAGUGUAAUGAAAUGUAACUUUGAUUUAAUUUUGUAUAAGCUUCUAGUUUGAAGAUCCAGUGCUAAACAGUGUAGUUAUUUAAUUAUGAAUAAAUUGAGUUAUAUUAAUUUGGGUAAACUAAAACUUGACAGCGGCCUGUCUCUGAGAGAGAAAGAGAGAGUAAUGGUAACUCUUUUAUUGCCUUUUCAACCCUCGCUGGUGAUAUCUUCUUCAUUCAGGUGGACUGCAAUGUGUUGGAUGUACAGGGCGGUUUGGACGACUGUUAUUUAACUGUGAAAAGUGCUUGUAGCAUUUCCAAGUAUAAAUUGAGUCAUGUAUAUUUAUUAAUUUAAAACAAUGUUAUCAAUAUCUGAACAGGUCCUCUGUAUGAUUUGCACUAAUGUUUUUUCAAGCGAGUGUUCAAAAUAAAUGGAGAAUGUUAAAAGAUUA
Molecule: messenger RNA, 6562 nt
Organism: Etheostoma cragini (Arkansas darter)
Lineage: Eukaryota; Metazoa; Chordata; Actinopteri; Perciformes; Percidae
Gene: prdm2a
Product: PR domain containing 2, with ZNF domain a
Exons: 4
Coding region: 632-4810 (1392 amino acids)
Biological process (GO): regulation of transcription by RNA polymerase II
Cellular component (GO): nucleus
Molecular function (GO): DNA-binding transcription factor activity, RNA polymerase II-specific; RNA polymerase II transcription regulatory region sequence-specific DNA binding
Source: RefSeq, a predicted model, not a curated record